UAUUACUAUCAUUGUGUGCUGUGUUAAUGAAGGAAGGUAAAGUAUGGGGGUUUUAAGGAAGUCAAAUAAGGAAUGUGGAAUGUGGAAUGUGGAUGUAUGUAUUUUAGUUACAGUGAGUGGAGAUACAGCAAGGAUCCAUCAACGAACACCGUCCAAUUGAAAAUAACACUCUUUCUUCCCUUUCUUUCUUUAUGCCCUAAAAAUGUAAAAGCUGCUGAUUAUGAUUCGCAAUAUCCCCCAUUGGACUCAAUUUAUAUACGUCGGUAAUAUUCUCAUUUUCAGUAAAACUUCAAUUCACAUUUCGAUUCUUCAACCCACUUGAUCCUAUUAUUAUAUCCCCACUUCAUGAUCUGCUGUUUUUCACACUUCUUUGAUAUCUUCACUCAACACCGGUCGUCAAAUCAGAAUCAGUCCCUGUGUUGUACCUCUCUAUUAAUUGCUCCGGUGCCGGCUCCGUUGAGGUCUGGUCUGGAGUGAGAUGAGAGUGUGAGCUGCUUUCCAUUAUAAAAGUAUAAACACACUCUCUUUUGUAUUUGACAAUCGGAAAGCCCACAGAAAGUCGGUUUUUUGUAUUUUUCUGUUAGGGUUUUGAUCAAUUUAAAUCUUUUAAAUUCAGAAUUCUCUCUCUUCCUCUCUCUCUUGUGUUUGUUUGUGUCUGCCUGUCUAUAUAGAGAUAAUCACGCAGAGGAGAGGAAGAAUACAAACAAGCUGAGAGGAGAGAGAGAUUUGAAGGUUUUGUUGUUCAUAGAGGAUGAGGGUGUUGUUUGUCUUCAUUUGCUAAUUUCCUGCUAUUGCUUUGGUCUCUUUCUUUACAAAACCCCCAUCUGUAAGAAUCAGCGCCACAUGGUAAAAUGCUCUUGCCACGAUUUGAAAGCUAUCUCACUAUUAAACUACUCACUGUAUCAUCGUUUUGAUUCCAAUUGCAAUUUCAAUUGAUGAUUCCUACGAAACUCAUGGGUUCUGACAAGGAUUUGAAGGUCUUAGAGAACAGUGCAACCGUGUUCAAUUUGGCGUUGGUGGUUUUAUCUCUUCUGAUUGUAUUGGUGAGGAAGAUUGCGGUUUAUACUUGGCACACUAGAGUUACAAAGGAGGAAGCUGAUGAGAUUGGGAGUAGGGUUUCUGCAGUAGAAACUCAAUUUCUCAAUGUCGAAAUCGGUAAAGUUUAUAAAGCAUCAGUCUGUUGUUGCUUUUAUGUUCUCCUUCUACAGGCUGUGGUUUUAUGUUAUGAUGGUGUUUGUUUAAUUACAAAAUCUGCACAAGGGGAAAAGGGUGUGAGCUUGGAACCUCUGUUCUUGCCCGCAUCACAGUUUUUCGCUUGGUUCGUUUUGAGUUUUUCAACACUUAGUUGUAAGGUUAAGAGCCUUGAAAGACUUCCAUUACUUAUAAGGGUAUGGUGGGUUACCUCUUUUAUGAUCAGUUUACUUACCCUUUAUCUUGAUGGGAAAGAAUUUGCAAUUGAAGGGCUUGAACGCUUGAAAAACUCCCAUCUUCUAGCUAAUCUUGCAGCAAGCCCAGCUUUGGGAUUCCUGUUUCUUCUUGGUCUGAGAGGCGCUACUGGCAUACACAUCAUUAGAGGUUCGGGUCUUCAAGAACCAUUGCUGGUUGAAGAAGAUGCAGGGUGUCUGAAAGUGACACCAUAUAGUGAGGCUGGUAUCUUCAGUUUAGCCACAUUAUCAUGGCUAAAUAAUCUUCUUUCGAUUGGUGUAAAGAGGCCACUCGAGCUUAGAGACAUCCCACUUCUUGCUCCUGAAGAUCGCUCUAAGUUCAAUUACAAGAUCUUGAACAUAAAUUGGGAACGUUUAAAGGCUGAAAAUCAAGCUUCAUUAGCUUGGGCUCUUCUUCGAUCAUUCUGGAAAGAAGCUGCCAAGAACGCGAUUUUUGCAGGGUUAUACACACUUGUCUCAUACGUAGGCCCUUAUAUGAUAUCCGAUUUUGUUGAUUACUUGGGUGGAAUUGAGCAUUACCCUCACGAAGGGUAUAUCCUUGCUGGUGUCUUCUUUGUAGCAAAACUGAUUGAAACUUUAACCACACGCCAGUGGUACCUUGGUGUUGAUAUUUUGGGAAUGCAUGUGAGAUCAGCUCUCACAGCCAUGGUUUACAGAAAGGGACUCAGGCUUUCAAGUUCAGCUAGGCAAAGUCACACCAGUGGUGAAAUCGUAAAUUACAUGGCUGUUGAUGUACAAAGGGUAGGUGAUUAUGCGUGGUAUCUCCAUGACAUAUGGAUGUUACCAAUGCAGAUCAUUCUUGCCCUUGCAAUUCUUUACAAGAGUGUUGGUAUUGCCUGUAUUGCAACCUUAAUUGCAACCAUCUUAUCUAUAGUUAUAACCAUCCCUCUAGCACAAGUCCAAGAGCUCUACCAAGAUAAAUUAAUGGCUGCAAAAGAUGACAGAAUGAGGAAAACAUCCGAAUGCCUUAGAAACAUGAGGAUUCUGAAAUCACAAGCAUGGGAAGAUAGGUAUAAGGUGAGGCUGGAAGAAAUGCGAAGUGUUGAGUUUAAGUGGCUCAAGAAGGCUUUAUAUUCUCAGGCUUUUAUCACUUUCUUUUUCUGGAGCUCACCUAUCUUUGUAGCUGCGGUUACUUUUGGAACAUCAAUCUUGAUUGGUGGACAGCUUACAGCUGGUGGUGUUCUUUCAGCUUUAGCCACAUUCCGGAUUCUUCAAGAACCUCUUAGAAAUUUCCCUGAUUUGGUUUCCAUGAUGGCUCAGACGAAAGUCUCGCUUGAUAGAAUCACAGGGUUUUUACAGGAGGAAGAGUUACAAGAAGAUGCAACAAUUGUAUUGCAACGAGGCAUGUCAAAUGUGGCAAUAGAAAUCAAGGAUGGUGAAUUCCAGUGGGACUCAUCUUCUCCAAGGCCCACAUUGUCUGGUAUUCAGAUGAAGGUGGAGAGAGGGAUGCGUGUGGCGGUUUGUGGCAGUGUUGGGUCUGGGAAAUCAAGCUUUCUUUCUUGUAUUCUUGGUGAAAUCCCAAAAACAACCGGUGAAGUUAGAAUAUGUGGAUCUGCAGCUUAUGUAUCUCAGUCAGCAUGGAUACAAUCAGGAAAUAUAGAAGAAAAUGUGUUAUUUGGUAAUCCAAUGGAUAAGGUCAAGUACAAGAGGGUACUUCAUGCGUGUUCAUUGAAAAAAGAUUUGGAGCUUUUCUCACAUGGAGAUCAAACCAUCAUUGGUGAUCGAGGUAUAAACUUGAGUGGUGGUCAGAAACAAAGGGUGCAGCUAGCAAGGGCGCUUUAUCAAGAUGCUGACAUUUAUCUACUUGAUGAUCCAUUCAGUGCUGUUGAUGCACACACGGGUUCAGAACUUUUCAAGGAGUACAUACUGACAGCAUUAGCUACUAAAACAGUAGUUUUUGUGACUCACCAAAUUGAAUUUCUGCCAGCUGCUGACUUGAUUCUGGUUCUUAAAGAAGGUCAAAUCAUUCAGGCUGGAAAAUACGAUGAACUUCUGCAAGCAGGAACCGAUUUUAACACAUUGGUUUCAGCCCACCAGGAAGCAAUUGAAGCUAUGGAUAUCUACAAUCACUCAGACGAUGAGUCAGAUGAUAACCAUGGUUUGAUUAAGAACUGUGAGUCAGUUGUAAGCAGCAUAGACACUACUACAGCAAUGGUUCCAAACGAAAGCACAUCCGCUUCAGACAAAAAAGCCAUCAAAGAAAAAAAGAAAGCAAAACGUUCACGAAAAAAACAACUGGUUCAAGAAGAGGAAAGAGAACGAGGGAAAAUCAGCAUGAAAAUUUACCUCUCGUAUAUGGCUGCAGCCUACAAAGGCUUAUUAAUCCCACUUAUCAUCAUUGCGCAAACUCUAUUUCAAGUCCUUCAGAUUGCUAGUAACUGGUGGAUGGCUUGGGCUAAUCCCCAAACAGAAGGGGACACAGCUAGGGUUAGUAAUUUGGUCCUUAUCGCGGUUUAUAUGGCCCUUGCUUUUGGGAGCUCCUGGUUCAUAUUUGUUAGGGCUGUUUUAGUAGCUACAUUCGGUCUAGCUGCUGCACAGAAACUGUUUAUGAAAAUGCUUACGAAUGUGUUCAGGGCACCCAUGUCAUUCUUUGACUCAACUCCAGCUGGACGUAUACUAAAUCGGGUGUCUGUUGAUCAAAGCGUUGUGGAUCUUGACAUUCCCUUCAGACUUGGUGGAUUUGCUUCAACAACAAUCCAGCUUCUUGGUAUAGUCGGGGUGAUGACUCAGGUGACAUGGCAAGUGUUGCUUCUAAUUGUCCCAAUGGCAAUUGCUUGCUUAUGGAUGCAGAAGUAUUACAUGGCUUCAUCGAGGGAGUUGGUGAGGAUUGUUAGCAUACAGAAAUCUCCAAUUAUUAAUCUUUUUGGAGAAUCGAUUGCUGGAGCAGCCACAAUUCGGGGUUUUGGACAAGAAAAAAGGUUCAUGAAGAGGAAUCUUUAUCUUCUUGACUGCUUUGCUCGCCCCUUCUUCUGUAGUAUUGCAGCUAUUGAAUGGCUUUGCUUACGCAUGGAGUUGAUUUCAACAUUUGUAUUUGCUUUCUGUCUUGUUUUGUUAGUCAGUUUUCCACGUAAAGCUAUAGAUCCCAGUAUGGCUGGGUUGGCUGUGACUUAUGGGCUUCAAUUGAAUGCACGUUUAUCAAGGUGGAUACUUAGCUUUUGCAAGCUUGAAAACAAGAUUAUUUCCAUUGAAAGGAUUCAUCAAUAUUGCCACAUUCCAAGUGAAGCUCCCCCAAUCAUUGAAGGAAACCGUCCCCCGCCCUCAUGGCCUGUCGAAGGAAAAAUUGAAAUCAUAGAUUUGAAGGUCCGUUACAAGGAGAGUUUGCCAGUGGUGCUGCGGGGAGUGACAUGCGAAUUCCCGGGAGGGAAAAAGAUCGGGAUCGUUGGACGUACGGGAAGCGGUAAAUCAACUUUGAUUCAGGCGCUAUUUCGACUGAUUGAACCAGAAAGCGGGAGAAUUAUUAUCGAUAAUAUUGAUAUUUCCACUAUUGGCCUUCAUGAUCUACGAGGCAGACUUAGUAUCAUACCACAAGAUCCUACCUUGUUUGAAGGCACCAUUAGGGGUAACCUUGAUCCCCUUGAAGAACACACAGAUCAAGAAGUUUGGGAGGCACUUGAUAAAUCUCAACUUGGAGAUACGGUUCGUGAGAAGGAGCAAAAGCUUGAUGCACCAGUUCUUGAAAAUGGUGAUAAUUGGAGUGUGGGUCAGAGACAGCUUGUGUCACUGGGGAGGGCUUUGCUAAAACAGGCACGCAUCCUGGUGCUUGAUGAAGCAACUGCUUCUGUGGAUUCAGCAACUGAUAAUUUAAUACAGAAAAUCAUCCGAAUGGAAUUUAAAGACUGUACUGUUUGUACAAUUGCUCAUCGCAUCCCCACUGUAAUCGAUAGUGAUCUUGUCCUUGUUCUUAGCGAUGGGCAAGUUGCAGAGUUUGAUUCGCCAAUCCGGCUAUUAGAAGAUAAAUCAUCAAUGUUUUAUAAGUUGGUAACAGAAUACUCAUCUAGAUCAAAUGGUAUCCCAGACUAUUCAUAAUCAUACAAAUGUCAACUUGGAAAGGAAUAUACACACCCUUUGACACAAAUCAAAUGGGGGACCAUGGACCAUGGCACGUGCACGGGCCCACCUCAAGCUUAUGUUGACCAAAGUCAAAUCAAUGAGGUACCCCGUGCCCGUGCCAAAAUGGUACAUUCUAAAGAGCCGAGUCUAUGAAUCUUGUGAGUGAUUCGCAUGUUGUUGACAUAAUUUUGUAACAUAAAAUAAACCUGGACUAGAAACAAAGUUGGAAUUUUUUUCGGUAAUAAUAAUUAGUGAAAAGAAGCAUUUAGCAACGAUCUAUUUUUGUUAUAUUACUAAUGAUUUUGCUGACCUUUUGACUUUUAAGUCCAAAAUCUAAUUUAAGGGAUAUUCAUAUGCCUUUAAACUUAAUAGAACCUGUAACAGCAAUUGGGUAGGGUUUGUUAGAAUUUGGAAAUGCCAAUAGUCAAGACUUCAUUUGAAUAGUAGCAUGGUCAUAGUACAUAAGGAUGAGGUUUUACAAAGCAAACAACAUUGGACUUGCAAUGUGGUGUUGAUUUGGGUCAUGGAAAUUUCUGGCAUCUCUUGUUCAUUAUAAUUUUGCAUAAUUAUUUAAUAUAUUUUAGAGUAGUUUCUUCAUUCAUGUUCGUAUAUUUGGUAUUUUAUAGAAAGAUGCUCCAUUUUUUUUGGUGGGUUUGGGAACAUAUUCAAAACAUAAUUCAU
This is a messenger RNA of Lactuca saligna, 6176 nucleotides long. Lineage: Eukaryota; Viridiplantae; Streptophyta; Magnoliopsida; Asterales; Asteraceae. The record is from the annotation of a GenBank genome assembly.